Anopheles nili is the source of this 3390-nucleotide messenger RNA. It is a transcript of the gene Usp8, whose product is annotated as ubiquitin carboxyl-terminal hydrolase 8. The record is from RefSeq and is a predicted model, not a curated record. NCBI's taxonomy places the organism in Eukaryota, Metazoa, Arthropoda, Insecta, Diptera, Culicidae. The transcript has 12 exons. Gene Ontology annotation, biological process: protein deubiquitination. Bases 1 to 2712 code for a protein of 903 amino acids. Gene Ontology annotation, molecular function: cysteine-type deubiquitinase activity.
AUGAGUCGUCCAAAGCCGUUGCAUUUGGGGAAAAGCAUAGAUGACUUGGAGAAACAUUUGAAGAUUCCGAUAGGUAUGCAAAAUCAAGACCUAGAAAAGAUCUGCAAAUCAGCGUGCAAGCUGUUGCAACAAAGCGAAAAACAUUACAUCGACAAGGAUGAGGAGAUGGCGUACGUUGGGUACAUGAAACUGAUGCUCGUAGUGCAAGCUAUUCGUCAGAAGAAGGAUUACGAAAAAAAGAAGGAAAUGGUUUUGAAGCUGGUAGGCACACAGACAGACUUCAUUCGACAUUUUGAAAAGCUAGGGCAACUCAAAACUAGUUUGGAAGCACGCUACCAAGAAAUCAACCGGCGACAAGGUAUAGCAACAGCUGUUCCUACAGCACAGAAUCCUCUACCGCAUGCAAAAGACGAUACGGCCGCCUCAUUCGUUACCGGAACAAAGCGCACGGUGAAUGCGCAAGAGCUGUAUGCGAUGAUCAACGAUAACAGAGUGAGCAUGUUGAUUAUGGAUUGUCGUUCGGAGAUCGAUUACCAAGAGUCACACAUGCGUUACAUGUUUUUACUGAACGUUCCGGAGCAUCGCCUUGUUUCUGGUAUGACAGCGGGGAAAAUACAGAACGAACUUCCCGAGGAAUCACGCACCCUUUGGUCGUACCGGAAGGUGAAAGAUUUGGUGGUGCUUAUGGAUUGGAAUACGAGCGGUAACUUGGUGAAAGACACACCAAUCUAUGUGCUGUCUUUUAUCCUUUGCAACUACGACCAAGACAUUGAAGAUACAAAAAUUAUCUAUCUCGAUGGAGGGUACGAAAGCUUCCUUAUGUACUACCCUGCCAGCUGUACGAAUCCUUCAUAUAGGCCUGUGACAUUCGAUAGCACCGGGGACAAUUUAGAUGAUAUCGAAUACCCAAACAUCAGCGAUAUACCGAUGAAGGAGAAUAGUUUUUCGAUGUCGCCCUUUAAACCGACGAUCGAUCGCAACAGCAAGGUCGCCGCAGUUAGUCUGUAUGAGGCACGGAAAAAAAAUCUAAAAGAAAUCCUAGUCGAGCAUGAACAGAUACUGGACAAAUGUAAACAGAAUGCCCUGGACAUCAUCAAUACUGAGACGGAGCUGAAAAAGCUGAAACAACAUCAACCUCAAGAGCUCGGUGCUGAUGCAGCACAAAAAACGUUGCUAUACGAGGUGAUGCAGCUCAAGGAUCGUCAACGAGAUUAUGAAACCGAAAAAGAGCGGAUUUUAGAAGAAGAACAAAGCCUUAAGAAAAUGGAAGAAGAACAGGGUGAACAAAUUUCCACCGAACAAGCCGAACAAUUGGAACGGGAGGCGUACGAACGGAAGUUACGCGAGAAGGAACGCGAACGGCGGGAGUUGGACGAACAGUGCCAACGGAUGGAGCGGGAGCGUGUGGAAAAGCUUGCGCAGGCCCGUGAGCAGAAGCGGCACCUUAAGGAGAACGUGCCCGAGACGGUUAAACCGUUGCCGCAGUUCGACCGUUCCGCAAAACCACUGGCCAAUCAUAACCACAACCUGCGUUCGCACGACCAGGACGUGGUGCAGCGAGACUUUGCACCGGUCUACGGGAGUGUGGUGAGUACCCUGCGUUUGGCGGGUACAUAUGGCUUUUGUACGAUUUCCAUAGUCAUCCACUUUGACCACCUGCUUGGCCGUGGCCUAACGGGGUUGAAGAAUCUAGGUAAUACGUGCUACAUGAACAGCAUACUGCAGUGCCUCAGCAAUACGUACUUUCUCAACGAUUUCUUCCACGAUCCAUCGUUCAAGAUGCACCUCAAUCGCAACAACAAAACGCAAGGGAAAAUCGGCGAAGAGGUAGCCGCGGUCAUCAAGGCGCUCUGGACGGGACAGUACAAGUGCAUCGCGAGCAAGAAUUUAAGGUACGUCGUUGGACAGUAUGAGCGCCAGUUCGGUGGUAUCGAACAACAGGAUUCACACGAGUUCCUCACCAUUCUAAUGGACUGGUUGCAUUCCGAUCUGCAGACGAGACAGAUGCAGGUAAAACGGUCCCGCUUCUGUGAAGAGCUGCUGCCACUCUCGGAGAAGGCGUGGAUCGAACACUUCAAGGGCAAGGGUAGCUACAUCUCGGAGCUGUUUUAUGGGCAGAUUAAAAGCACGGUCAAGUGCACACGAUGUAACAAAGAGAGCGCCACAUACGAGUCCUUUUCGAAUCUCAGUCUGGAGCUGCCGCAAGAAUCAAACAUCUGUUACCUAGAGAAUUGUCUCGAUAUGUACUUCAACGGUGAGGAAGUUCGUGGCUGGCACUGCCCUAAAUGCAAGAGCAACCAGGAUGCGAUUAAGAAGCUGGACAUUUCUCGCCUUCCCUCGAUAUUGGUUGUGCACUUUAAGCGCUUCUACGCCGACCCAGACACCAUGUCGACCGUGUACCGGAAAAAGCAGACUCUCGUCAAGUUUCCUCUGAGCGAACUGAACAUGACGCGCUACCUGGCGCGAACCGAGGUGAACCGAAACAAACGGUUAACAACGUACCGGUACCACCUGUACGGUGUUUCCAACCACUACGGUUCGAUGGAGAGUGGCCACUAUACGGCGUUUUGUUUGAACAACAUUCACCAAAAAUGGUUCAAAUUUGACGAUUACAACGUAUCGAGUAUUGAUGCUUCAGACGUGCAGGCCAGUGCGGCGUACAUCCUGUUCUACUCCUGCUUACCCGAUCGGCCGCAGUCGGAUGUGCGAUAGGAAAAUGGUGCCUACAUUUUAUCCAACAAAAUGAAAAAAAAAAUCAACAAAUGCACACACGUGCCACCUAUGACGUGCUUGUUUGUGCUGCUUCGUUGGUCAGUGGUCCAGCAGAUGAUAAGACUUCGGUGCGAGCAAUGAAACCAUACUAUAUUGGCGUUGAUUGUUUGAUCACGUUGGUGGCCACCAGCAGUUUUUAUGCUGCGGAAACACAUCGGAACGAAUGGAAUACCACAUCAGCGAAGUUUGAUUUUUUUUUUAUAAUCUGCUACCAAUUUGUUCCGCUUGACGUGCCGGCGGACCCAAAAAUGUAUUGUGUCGGAUGUAUUUAAAAUACAAUUACUACACUGUGAUUGCCAAUCAAACACGAGAGAACAAACGAACGAGUGUGUGUAGCGCAAGAGAAUAUGCGAACAGAGCAUUGAGAGACGAUCUUAAGGAAAAGCAAAGCUGUAUAUUAUAUUUUAUAGAACUGUCAGUAUGGCGUGAAAUACGAAGGAAACAGGAAGGAAUCAUAACGAAGAAAAAUGGAAUUAGAACAGGAAAAUUCAACUUGCAGUGUCUUCAAUAGAGAACUCAUGAAAUGAAGUGGAGUAACCAUUCGCAGUCGAACAAUGUUAAGUUAAGCUAGGAACAUAUUUUUGCAAAGAAAUAUAUGUACGGUUCUACCGGUGAACU